Messenger RNA from Diachasma alloeum, 5935 nucleotides. It is a transcript of the gene Rfx, whose product is annotated as DNA-binding protein RFX2. Gene Ontology annotation, biological process: regulation of transcription by RNA polymerase II. The transcript has 13 exons. Gene Ontology annotation, molecular function: RNA polymerase II cis-regulatory region sequence-specific DNA binding; DNA-binding transcription factor activity, RNA polymerase II-specific. The record is from RefSeq and is a predicted model, not a curated record. The coding region runs from base 741 to 3137 and encodes 798 amino acids. Lineage: Eukaryota; Metazoa; Arthropoda; Insecta; Hymenoptera; Braconidae.
CGGAGCGCUCGAUUAAUCCCGACCACCCCAACAGCUUCCUCUCCACCAAUUUACCCCGACGAUUGCAUUUCCGUUUCCUGCAUUUCCUGGACAACGUCGUCAAUGCGGGCGCAUAAAAGCUCCAGGUGAACGUAUAAUCGCGCAGUGAUACAAACAUGUCUGCCGAGAGAAUAGUUCCCCAGUGACAGAAAUGACCUCGGUAAUAAUUUUAUAAAUAAUCCCCGGAAAAAGCUCUCGUUGUCUCGAAAAAAUUGUGCAUUUUUUCGUGUCGUUUCGCCUACGCGGCGCGCGAUAGCGCACGAAAUGAAGAGGAUAGUUCGUGUUUUACGGAUUUCAGGGGUCGGUGAUUCGGUCAGUGAUGCCGUAGUCAAGGAGACCGCAGGGCAGUAGACAACUGACAUUCUGAACCGGUCGUCUCGUUUUGUUACUCGUGAAAUUAAUUAAAACUCGAUGUGUUUAUUUUCCACAAGUGCAUGAAGUUAUCGUGAUUAUUUGUCGUGUUUCACUGGGUGACAGACAGACGUCGUCACACCCGGAGGACAAUCAGUGGACGAGAGUGGACGAAUAACAAAAAUAAUUGGGGGAAUAACAUUUUUUUUAGUCCAGUGGACAAACCCUCAGGGGGGCGUCUGAGUUAAUAAAAGGACGGUGGAACAGCCGGAGGUGAGAGGCCCUUUACAUCAAACCGUGAAGGCGACUGUAAUAUUGCGAAUAGCGGGACAAUCGAGGGACUCAUUGCCAUGACUACAACUGGAGCUCAGUACGCUUUAGCAGCAUCCACAACAGCCAGCCAUGGCGGGGGUAAUUCUACGGUUGUAGAGGCGGAUAGCAAACCGAGCGUUGUCGUUGUCACAACUUCAAGUACAAGUGCAAGUGGUAGUGUUGCACAGAGCCAAGGAGCAAGGGGUCAACUCAUCACUGUUGUCACUAGUCCUGAUCCGUCUAAUAGUAAUAAUCUACAGCCGAUACAGUUGGUGGUGCAAGAUCCAUUGGAAACAGCAGCAGACUCGUCUAAUGGUUCAUCAGGUACAGCAGCCCACGUAACAGCACAAGUUGUGGUGAAUACAACACACUCGGGACAACAUACCCUGAUUGACUCGGACGUUGCUUCCACAUCGACUGGGACUAUUGUCAGUGGAUCGCCUCACUAUAUCACAGUAACAGUGUCAGGUGACGCUGAAGCUGUGGGGUCUGAAUCGGGAUCCCAUCCAACAUAUGUUCAAUACGUCCAGGGAGAUGGCUCAACUUAUAAUCUUGCUAAUGGAGAGAUGACAUAUCCAGUGUAUGCUGUCGGCGAGGCAGGAGCCAUGUACACCCCGGCCUCGAGUCAGUAUUACACGUCAGCAACAACACCUGUGACUUAUGCACAAGUAUCUGGCCAAGGCUCAAACACAACAACAAAUCAGCUUUUAUCCCAGGGUAAUGGCACGUACCUGAUACAACAGAGUGUAGUCGAUGGAGAUCCAGCGACUCACGCUCUGAUAUCAGCCGCAACGGCCCGGGGGAGUCCCCAGACCGAGAGUGCGGACGCUGUGGUUAGCGGGGGUGGAGGGGCAUACUUGAUCAGUGGUAAUGCUGGAGGGACUGCUAUCAACGUGGAUGAGGCCGCAACAGCGGCCAACAUGACGCAUGCCACUAGGGUCUCGCAGGCCACCGUGCAAUGGCUCCUGGAGAAUUACGAGACAGCAGACGGCGUGUCACUGCCCCGUUCCACCCUCUACAAUCACUACCUCCGUCACUGUUCGGAGAACAAAUUGGAUCCAGUGAACGCAGCUAGUUUUGGAAAACUGAUACGUUCAGUGUUUCUGGGAUUAAGAACACGGCGUCUAGGCACAAGGGGCAACUCCAAGUACCACUACUACGGCAUCCGAGUGAAGCCAAACUCCCCCCUGAUCCUCCUGAACGAUGACGGAACGUCCCGUCAACAGACAUCAGCCAACAAUCAGACAAAGCGCUUCAAGUUCUCGAAUCAGAAGCAAGAGUCCUCGUACGACAGCAACAGCCACGGAGCCGUCAGCAUAACAUCAAACACGACAACCCCCCAGUAUCACCAGUACCUCGGCGAAGCUAGUGGAGCAAUUCCCGAUUUUCCCGAGAUCGUCGUGAGCCACGGCUCAUCCCUACCCGAGGAUUGCACCCUGGAGGACAUCGACACCUUCAGAAGCAUCUACCGAGAGCACUGCGAGGCCUUUCUCGAUGCUGUUCUCAAUUUUGAAUUUGGAACUGUCGAGAGCCUGUGGAGGGAGUUCUGGCGCAGUCAGGACAACAACAAUGGUGACGAGUGCGAGGAGGAGAAGUACCUAUCUAAAACAAAACUCUAUCAGAUGUGCAAGUGCGGUGAAGUCCAGGAGUUCAUAAAAACCGUUGACUACACGUUCUAUCAAAAUCUGGUGGAGGUGCUCAUGCCUGAUGUGCUGAGGCCCAUUCCCAGCACUCUUACACAAUCGAUAAGGAAUUUUGCCAAGGGACUGGAGUCCUGGCUGACGACAGCUAUGAACGACUGCCCCGAGGAGAUGAUGCAGAUCAAAUUGACAGCUGUUUCUGCUUUUGCACAGACACUCAGGCGCUAUACAUCGCUGAAUCAUCUCGCUCAAGCUGCCAGGGCUGUUCUGCAGAAUUCUAGUCAAAUUAAUCAGAUGCUGGCGGAUUUGAAUAGAGUGGAUUUUCAUAAUGUGCAGGAACAGGCUUCGUGGGUCUGUCAGUGUGACUACACAGUGGUCCAGCGCCUGGAGGCGGAUUUUAAGAUGACGCUCCAGCAGCAGAAUUCACUGGAGCAGUGGGCAGUUUGGUUAAAGAGUGUUGUAACGCAGGUACUCAAGCCUUACGAGGGAAAAACAACGUUUGCCAAAGCCGCCCGACAAUUUCUCCUCAAAUGGUCAUUCUACAGUUCAAUGGUAAUUCGUGACCUGACACUCAGAAGUGCUGCGAGUUUCGGCUCAUUCCACCUGAUUAGAUUGCUCUACGACGAAUACAUGUUUUACUUAAUCGAGCAUCAAGUUGCUGUCGCCACUGGAACAACUCCAAUCGCUGUCAUGGGAGACAAAAAUCAAACUUGUCAGAUGCUCAACACCUUUGGUACAGCGUCAAACGGAGAUGCAUCGAGCCCCAACACACCAAAACGCAUGAAGAUGAGCUAACUGAGAGCAGACACCCUGUAGAUAACGUAAAACAACAGAGUCUCUCACAACGCAGAACAGAUUGAACUCAUGCAGGCCUACAGUGUUGAAUUUAGUUCAAUAAAUUAUUAUUUUUGAUAUAAACUGAACGAAGAGUUGAUGAAAAAUUUAACGAGACAUUUGGCUCAUCCCCGAAUUAAUGUGAAUGAUAAAUCAAUCAGUCGUAAGUACGUGUGAUAGGUGUAGAUUAUAAAUUACUUCUGAAUUAGUGAUAACAUCAAAAUGAAUAAUCUAAUGAAUAAUAGUGAUGAUUUCUCAUUUUCUAGAAUCUAGUGGGCAAUUUUUAUUUGCAGAUAACGAUUUCACGAUAAUUUUUUAAGAGAACAAAAUUGAAAAUAUAAGUAUAAUAAGUCAACUAAAAAUUCAAAUGUUAAUAAUUAUGCCUAUAGAAUUUUUAAAUAAUGAAAUAUCUAGUCGGAUUUCGUAAUGUCAUUGAAAUGUCCGAGUUUAUGAGUUAAAGUGUCCGUGAGAAAAACUCCAACCAGGCAAAGAACCAAAAAAAUAAUAGAAAUGUUGAUAUACGAGAGGUAAUUAACGAAAUAAUGAAUAAUGUAUAGAUAAAUUGUCUUCAUUGGAGUGAUCCUUAUUCACCCGUCCUUGCACAAAUUGUGAAUUGAAGUGUGGUUAAAACACACUCACUCAUUGAUUAAUAUUAUACAUAGGGUAUAACAAAAACAAAAAAUGAAUUUGAAUGAAAACGAUGAGAAAUUGAUUGAUUAAUUAUUACGACGAGUCACGAGUAGGAUUAGAUAGUUUAUUAAUUGCUGGUGUACGUACACUCACUGGUAGAUUUAAUGAAAUUUGUUGGACAGAAAGGAUCGGGCAAUUCAAUAUUUUUUAUGACAGUUUACGCUUUAAAUUUUCGUAAUUUUCGGGGGAAUGAGAAAAACGAGUCAUCUUCAGUCGUCAAUAUCUCGGGACUGGCAGAGUGAAUUUGGACCAUUUUUUCAUCACUUUGAGGGGAAUUUCUCAAGCUUGAAAUUGAAAAAAAAAUUGUCGAUUUCGGAUCGUCAGGUCACGAGAUAUUGGAGAUUUUUGGGAGGACGCAUCUUGAGCUUCUUGACGUAGAAUCCCUUUGAGUUUAACAUUACCUAGAUAUACUUUUCCAAUAGCAGAGGAGAUUCUAUAUUCAACGACGAACAAACAUAGAUAUAACGCAUGUGUUUGUUUAAACUUAAGGUAUAAUCAAUGUUGAGUGUAUAAAUUUCAGUCGAUACCGAGUGUUUAUUCAUUUAAUUACCGAAUAUCAUUUGAGACCAACAACAACAACUGUAAAACUUCAAUAUGCAAUUGCUGCUGUUAAUUUACAACGAAUGAAAGUCGCUCUGAAGAAAUUGAACGAGACAUCUCAUCACUUGAAUUAAAAAAAAAAAAUAAAGAAAAGACUGAUAAUUGUGAGCAUGAAAAAUCGAAAAGCAAAAAUCCAGGAUAUUUAUUUUAUUUAAUUAUUAUCUAUACUUUGAUUUUUCGUAAAUAUUCAAUUGCUGAGCGUUCAAUCCUUUUAGUUUUUUUUUUCCAGUCCAUCAGAGACACUCGACUACUAGUCAGAUAAUUAAGGCAUAAUGACAGACAAGUCAUCCUCUCCUCUAGGUAAAUUGAAGGAUUAUUUGAGGGAGUGAAGUAGUCAGCACAGGGAUAUUCCAUAAUUGUAAUGAGCUUAUAAGUGUAAAGAAAUGAUGAAAAAAACUAUUGAUACCUAAGUGUACCUCCUACAUAUGACAAUUGCGUAUUUUACUAGUAAAUUAUAAGAUUAUUAUCGAUUAAUUGGAGUGAUUAACGAGGAUGAGAGGUAAUUGCCAGGAAUAUACUCCACAUUCCUACCACAAAAUGAUGAAUUAUCGAGUUAAUUGUAUCUAUCAGUUCCACGAGCACAGCUUUACUAGACUAUGUUGUUCAUUGAUUUGUCACAUUAAAAUGCAAUACUAAAUAAACAAAAAUAUUGUUGGAGAGGAUAGUGUAUUUUCGGGGAGUUGGAGGAAUUUUUCUUUCCAAAUGUUUUUUUUACUGUAAAAAGAGAGAGUUUCUACUUGAUUUGAGAUUUAUGAAGUUGAGUUGCAUUAAAAUUUAUUCUACUACAGCUACUAGACUUGAUUUUGUCAUAUUUUUUGCUACUGAAGUAUCUUGGAGUGAAAUAAUUCUUUGAAUUAUAUAAAUACAGAUUGAAAUAUUAAUAUUCGGUAGUGGAUUAGUUGAGCCUUCAGUUUUUUUCUGAAUAUCUACGAAGAAAUCCUCACUACUGAAGAGAAUACGAAAGAAAACGGCCUUAAUCUAUUGAAAAUAUCUCACUAUCACGAUGUAAUGACGAUUUUAAUGAUUUAACUAAUUCAAAAUUCAAUUUCCUAUUUCAUAAUGCAACGGAUCUUGUCAGCCUUCCAAUAAAACAAAGAAAAAAAACGUGAAGAAUAGAGAAUCCAUGAGAUAGUGAAAUAAACAAAUUCUGAUGUACUUCAAUGGAGGUUUUUCCGUGUACAGCGUAUGAAAGAAUGAGGAAUAUUUUAAUACAGUUUCAUAACUCGUCGAAUUGAGUAAUAGAAGUAUUAUCCACUCGCAUAGAAUUAUUUUUAUCAAACACAAAACCAAAUGCAGCUCAAAAUCUAGCCAUCAGUGGCAUAUUGAGAUAACGAGAAGAGGGACAAAAUCGAAUGUACUGUGUUGUUUAUUUAAAACGAAUGUAAGAAAUAUGUUUGUGGAAAUAUUGUGAAUGUGAGUAUUGCAACAUGGUAAAAUCGUAUGUUACAAAUAUACGUUUACAAAUGUAA